Molecule: messenger RNA, 3467 nt
Organism: Anopheles stephensi (Asian malaria mosquito)
Lineage: Eukaryota; Metazoa; Arthropoda; Insecta; Diptera; Culicidae
Product: zwei Ig domain protein zig-8-like
Exons: 9
Coding region: 1082-2155 (357 amino acids)
Biological process (GO): synapse organization
Cellular component (GO): neuron projection membrane
Source: RefSeq, a predicted model, not a curated record
AGUGCAAAUCGAGCGGUUUCUGUCGAUGUUUGCCAAAUUCGCGUGUCCCGGCCGAGCCCAAAACUCCGUUCCCACUAUCGCAGUAACGGCCAGCGGUUGUACGGGCGGUUGUCGGUUUCGUUGUUUUGGCAUCGAGAGCGUGCGGUACCACCCGGGCCAGGGUUAACAUCCUGACAUAUCGUUGUCAGGGAAUGGUUGUUCUGUGCGCUCGAGCAAAGUUUGACCACCGGUUCUGGUGCUGGGUACGGUUUUGUUCGGGGAAAGUUUUCCGGUGGAAGGAGUUGGUGCUUUGAUUGAUGUUGGAUUACUAGUUCGGUGCUGUGUCGGUGCGGUGUAAGUGGAUUGCCGAAUCAGUUCGAUUUGAUGGAAACAAAUUUGGAGGAAAUACUUUAAGCCAAUAAGCAAUUAUCAGCAAGGUGGAUGUGUCUCUUGUGUCGUCACCAGUGUUGGGUUGAAGGGUGAUAGAUUCACUGAAGAUUGUGACAGUGUUUUAACGUAAUACAAGCAACAUUUGCUGAGCGUUGUGGUGAAUUUUUAGCAAAGAGUUGUAUGAUCACUCAAGGUGUAAAAAUGUCUUUAGCUGUUGAUUGCAGUGCUAGUAAGGAAUAUACUUAAGUGUUGUUGAAUUCAAAUGGCGAAGGGCAGCUUCCAGCACAAGGAUCGUUAAGUUAUCAAUUUUAAAUAAGUUAUACUUCAUCGAAGACGUGGCGAAUGCUAGACAUCCCAUAAAGAUAUUCUGUUCGACAACAACAAGUUCGAGUGAAAACAAAGUUCAGAAAAGGCUACAUAAAUGGAAACCAAUCGUUUAAAGCUCACCACUCGCCGAAAUUGGAAUGGUUAAGGUGCAGCAAAGUGAAGUAUGUGGAAGGCUACUGAAAUCACUCAACUAACCAGUUCCAUCCACCGGUGAUAAGACCAGACCGCUGGGUUUGUGUGCAACAAAAAAGUGCAACGAAGCGUGCGCAAGCUUUUAGUUUCUUUCUUUUCGUGAGCUUCAUUUCGUUGUGUGCGAGAGUGAAAAAGUGCGCGCGAGUGUGGAUAAAAUGAAUGACCGUACAGUGCUACCCAAUCGAAGAUAAAAAUGCAGUAUAUCAUCAUAGGUGGAUUAUUCGUACUGGCAAAUCUGCAUUUCAACCAUCACAACGCAAUGGGUGUAGCUAAUCAUCUGCCGGCACCGCAGGAAAACAGAAUCAUCAAAAAAUUUUCACCCCAUCCGUACUUCGACUUCGAUGUGCCUCGGAACAUAACGACCCGCGUCGGCCAGACCGCUUUCAUCAACUGUCGGGUCGAGCAGAUGGGUGACAAAUCGGUCUCCUGGAUCCGGAAACGAGAUCUACACAUCCUGUCAGCAGGAACCGCGGUCUACACGUCGGACGAACGAUUUCAGGUGAUACGUUCCGAUAAGGCAGAAAACUGGACGCUACAAAUAAAGUUCGCCCAGCAGCGGGACUCGGGCAUCUACGAGUGUCAGGUAAACACGGAACCAAAGAUGUCCAUGGCAUUUCGACUGAACGUUGUAGAGGCUAAAGCGAUUAUCCUCGGACCAACGGACCUAUACGUAAAAAUGGGCAGCAUUGUGACGCUCACCUGCAUCAUUAGCCAGGGACCACAUGAUCUAGGGACAAUAUAUUGGUACAGAGGGUCAAAUCUCGUGCAGCCCGUCGAGUUGCAUCCCAACGAUCCUUCAUUAGCAUAUCCACAUCGAAUAUCGGUUGAGCUAAAGUGGACCGAGGCACUCACGUCACGGCUGAAAAUCCUCGACGCCAAGCUGUCCGACUCGGGGAACUACACGUGUCUGCCGACGUCAGCCGAAGGAACCAGCGUGAUGGUGCAUGUGAUAAAUGGAGAGCAUCCUGCGGCGAUGCAGCGCGGUUGUGCCACGACCGCUAACAAAGAUCAACACCGGAGUGUGCAGCUGCUGACGAUGACAAUGCUGCUGCUGGUGAUGCUAACGCUCGUCUGGCAUCGGACCGAUCUUGGCAGUACCACGGUACCCUCGACAGCAGCAAGACCCCGGGCGAUGGAUUUCCAACGACCACGGUCCACCUGCACCAUGCCCGGCAGCGCCAGGUCCUCGCAGGUGUCGCACGAGUGUAAGGUGAUAACGGACCAUCACGCCGUCGGCACAUUAUCAUCUUCGCCCUGCUACGCGUAAUGCAACGUUGUACGAUGUUCGGCAAAACCCAGGUGCGCAAUCUGCAACUCUUUGGGUGUGAGACGAUGUCAUACAAUUAUUGCUUCACACCAACUUACGAGCAGAAGCGGACAAGUUUCUUGCUGUGAAAAAAUCGGGCGUGUAAUGGAUGGGGCAAAUGUAUUUAAAAAAUUCAAUUCAACAGCAACACGAUUUAAAAACACCGAAAGAAACCAUUCACCGAUAAAAGAAGAAAAAUCAGAGCAAACAAAAAUCAAUUCUCAAAACAACCAACUACACCGAACGGAGUAUACAAAUGGGUCCUUUUGCGGUGCCAAUAGCAGAAGACAACGGGCUAUUCGUUUAGUUGCAAUAUGCGCCUGGUGUAAGGUGUGAAACGAAUAGUUUGUAAGAUUUAAAAAACGAACAACCAAACGCCUCCCCUUAAACCUUCUAUUUCCUUCUCCACUCCACUUCCUGACCCACUUUGUCUUAGCGAGUGCACCUGGAGGAUGAUUACCGUAACAGUAAGUGACACUCUCGUUUCGAUGCUCGCCCGGGAAGCAAGAGUUAGGUUUUAAACGAGUCACAUCGAAUGCUUUUACACACUGACUGAAAGCAAGGGAAGCGCAAUACUGGUGACACACGCUAGAAGGAGGUCAUCAUAAAUCAGCUUCAGGUGUGCUGGUGGCGUGUGUGAAAGCUUCAAAGAAGUUUUCGUACAAUUAGUGGGAAAUGUGCACGCCGCGAGGAAGGAAGCAGUUAAGUUCAGAUCAUUAGAACGUAGUUCAUCAGUUAAGCAAAACGAAACAUUGUUUGGGGGCCUGGAUACGAGAUUAGAAGCAGGAAGGCAUACAUACAUAAGUAACGUAAGUGUAGAUACAGAACUCACCAGCAGAGCGAACUCUGAGCUGGUGUGGUGUACAAUUAAGAAGCGUGACAGCCGAAGAGAACAAUUUUAUUUCCACGAAUCAACCGUAUCACUAUAAAACUUCAUUCCGCAGCUAGAAGGGUAGAACAUGAGUGAAAUUAUUUAAGAGAAAAAAGGAAAACGAAGACGAAAAAUCAAGCGUGUACAUUCGAAAUUUCACUAGGAUUGUGGAUAGUGGAUCAACUUUACGGAAUGGCGCAGUUAGCUUUCCUCUCCCUCCCACCCUUUCCCCUCAGUGACCCCCUUACCACUGAUAGAGCAAAUUUUUAAGGACAAAACCAGGAUCCGGGAGGUGGCGAGGGGUGGCGCGUAGCAGCCAUUAAAGCUAUUUAUUUGGGAAAUAAAAGUUGAGAUUAUCUCAAAACCAGACAAGACACACCACAACAACAACAACAAAACCAA